AUGUCGAAAUAAUACUAUAAUAAUAUGUGGCAGGAAACAAUAAAUGAUAUUCAAGACUUGAUAUAAGUUGAGAAUUUCUAAAACGAACCUGACUUUUUAAAAAAGCCAUCUCAGGAUUUGUUUUAACAUUAUGCAUAAAAUUACAUUCGUUACAUAGGAAUUUAUAAGAAGUUUUAAUAAACAAAUAAUUAUUAUUAGAUUAGAAGAUUGUUAUGAUUAGAUGGUGCAUCCAUAGAAAAAAUUAAAUUUGAAGGAAUUGCUAGAGUUAGCAAUAAUUAGAAUGAUCGAAAAUAAAAAAUUAGUUAUCUAAUAUAAUGUGCACUCAAACAGUUAUCAAUCAGAUAUGGUGAAUUUAGAUGAAUUAAUAACAGACUUAAAACUUACUCCAGAUUAUUUAGAAGUGCCUAUUCCAAGAUAUUUUAAAAAAGAAACAGACAAAGAAAGAUUGGAUGAGAGGAACUUCAUUAUUGAUAAAACAUUGCAGGAUAUGGAUUUGGGUUAGCCAGAAGAAACUGUGAUAGAAGAACAAUACUUUUUUGAUACAAGAUUAGAAAAUAUUAUAGAAAUAAUUUAGAGAAAUGAAAGAGGAAGGUAAGGUAUUAAAAGAGGAAUGUAAUUGAAAUAAUUGAAAAAAGAGAGAUUAAGAAAAGAGAACAAAACAAAAAGAUUAGCAGAAGGUGAGGAGAUUACUGAUGAAUAAGAAAAUGAUAAAUCAGUUUUAAUAAUCUAAAAAUAUUUCAAAGGUUAUAAAGGAAGAGAAUAAGUUUAUUUUAUGAGAGAAGAAGAGAUGAAAUUCUUGGGAAUUCAAAGGGAUGCUGAAGAUCCAAAAUAACCAAAUUCCUAAUUUAUGAAAGCAUAAGAAUAAAGAUAAAAGUAGAAAUUAAUAAUAUUUUUUUUAGAAUGACAUUAAUUCAAUAAUAACAUAUGAAAGAUUAUGAAGCUAAAAAAAUAGAACUUAAAAAAUUGGUUUAGGAAACAGAAGGACCAGAAAUUAAAGAGAAGAAAAUCAAAGAAAGAAUUGAUUGGAUUGAUAUGUAUUUGGAUAAAACAGAAGGAAGUAAUAAUUACAUUAUAAUAAGAAAAACUACCUGCUAAAGCUAUUGAUUAUUAUGAUGAUAAAAAAAGAUAUCCUCCAACUUAAGAAGAAUUAGAUGCUUUGAAAGGAGGAAAGAAAGGUGCUAAAAAGGAAAACAAACCUGAAAAGAAAGGAAAAAAAGGGAAAAAAGACAAGAAGGAAGAAAAAAAAGACACAAUAGAUUUAACUACAGUUAUAAAAAUAAAUGAGAGAGUUGAAGAAUAUUUGACAACUUGGGGAUCAACAGAUGAUUCAACAAAUUUUCAAUAAACUUUUGUAACUGAUGUUGCAAAAGGUUUAGUAAGAUCAUCGGUUGAAACUGAAAUGAAUAGUUUAGUUGAUGAACUAAUUGAAAUUGAAUUAGACAAUAGACAUUUGUUUUUAUUAAAGAAGCCUAGAAAGAGACCACCUAAGCCAAGACCAGUAAAACCUCCUAAACCCAAAAACUUUAAAGUUCCUGGAGCAGGUGGUGUAAAAGGAAGAGAUGUCUUCGAUUUGUUAAGUGAAUUAUUAGAAUAUGGAAUUGUCAAAAAAUUAAUGCCUGCCAACUUGGCUGAUCUAAAAGGUGGAUAAAAUGUAUUAGGAGCAACAUAAGAAUAACAGUUUGCAACUACACCUGAUCCUUCUUAUCCUUAAUUAAGAUCGGCAUUAGCUGAAUUUGUUGGUAUGUAAUUGGGUUCUCCAGUUUUAAAGGAAAAAUUAGAUAAAAUGUCUUAUUUCUUAUUCUUUGGCCCAUCAGGAUCUGGUAAAACUUUAGCAAUUAGAGCUUUGGCAACUGAAUGCAAUGCUAUGUUAUUGGAUAUUACACCUAGUUCUCCUGAAGUAUAAUAAAAGUUUUCUGAUAAAUCUUCGAUUGGAAAGACAUUUUAUACUGUUUUUUAUGUGGCUAAGGUCUUGCAUCCAACAAUUAUUUUUAUGGAUAACAUAGAAUAAGUGUUUGGAUCUGCAAAAAAGAAAAAGGGUGUUCCUGCAGCUCCUUGGGCUAAAUUAAAGAAACCACUUUAAGAUUUUAAGAAGGCUAAGUUUAUUGAACCAACUACAAGAGUUGUUUUUAUUGGAUGCACUAAUUAGCCAGAAUUAAUGAUUAUGAAAGAUACUAAGAACUUCUUUGAAAAAAAAUUCUUUUUCCCAAUGCUAAAUUACGAUACUAGAUUGACAUUACUAAAGUAUUUUAUUGAAGAAAAAGGUGUAAAAUUGGAACCUAAUUUUCCUUUGAGCACUUUGGCCCAUCUGACAGAAGGAUAUACCGCUGGAUCUUUCAAAAAUGUUCUUGAUAAAAUUAUAACACCAGAAAGAAUAAAAAAGAUUCCUGAUGAGCCAAUAACUAUUAAUGAAUUUGUGGAUAGACUUGCAAGGCAACCUUAUGUAAAGUCUUAAGCUGAAUAUGAUAAAUUGAGAGUAUUAAUUUUAAUGUAUUUUAGACCUUUUUUGAUGAAGUCACAGGAACAAAAGACAGAAGAGAGAAAUCUAAGGCUGUUGCUGUAGACCCAAAAAAGGGUGGGAAGAAAAAAUGA
Molecule: messenger RNA, 2589 nt
Organism: Paramecium pentaurelia
Lineage: Eukaryota; Ciliophora; Oligohymenophorea; Peniculida; Parameciidae
Source: the annotation of a GenBank genome assembly